AGUUUAUCGUUUGGCGCGAGCCCGAGUUGGUGCCCGCAGCGUAGAGUGAGCCCUAACUUAGAUAUGUCCGAGCGGCGAACGCGAUCCGGAGGGGCUGCCCAGCGAUCUGAGAUCAGGACUCCACGUACUAAGCCUUCGAAGAGGUUGCAGCGGAAAUCUGGCUCAGAUCUCCCGAACAUUUUACCUGAAAUCUGGCCGAAGGCAUCUCAUUCGGUUCCACUCAGAAAGACCAUCGUCUUGAAGAAGAUCGUAGCUCAUUCAGUAGAGGCCCCAGCUCUCCACACACUUCGCAGGAGUCCUAGGAUCUCUUUUAAGUUGGAAAAAGAAAACAGCCCUCCCCUCACGGUAGCCACUGAAGAGGAACUCCUCAAGAUUUGUGCUGUCCCUGGUGCUUCCGCCAACACCCUAGUGUUGCGCACUGAGAAUGUUGAGUCUAACUCUGGGGAAGGAGAGCUGGAUGCCAGAGACUUGGAGAUGUCUCAGAAAGUCAGGCGUUCGUACAGUCGGCUUGGGAGCAGCACCUCUGCCUCAACCUCCACCCCUGGCCGCCGAUCCUUCCCUGGCUUGCAAGGACCUGAAGCCUUGCAAGGACUCUCACCUGUUGUGGGUUCAAAGUUAAUUAAGAUCCCAGACGAACCUGCAAAGCCCAUGGUUCCGGACACAACACUCCCUGGAAUCUCUCCCCCAGUCACAAAAGUGAAGCGGAAGAAGGUGCCUGAGAUCCUGAAAUCAGAGCUGGAUGAGUGGGCUAUGGCCAUGAAUGCUGAAUUUGAAGCUGCUGAGCAGUUUGAUCUUCUGAUUGAAUGAGAUGAACUGGGAUGCCAAUUAUUGAAUAAGAUGAAUGGGCUAGGUCCUCCUCUCUCCCUAUACAUAUUGCCUGUUGAGUCGAACAAGACAUGAGAGCCCUCCUUACUGGCCUUUUUAUUUUGUGACUAGUUACCCUGGACUUUACCUUCAUGGUGGUGGGGGUGAGAAGCCACAUCUGCUCUGAGCCAGCUCUGUCAUAAACAGGUUCAGUCCUGGGCUGUCUCUCUGCUGCUGCCCUCUGUUGGUGGCUGGGAGUCCAACCACCAACCAGUAAAGGGGUUUUGUUUUCUAGUUUGGUUCUGUCGAGUUGAGAGAACUCAUAGGCCAGGGAGACAGUUAAACUCUUGAGGAAGAAUCUGGACAUUGAGUCUGUGGAGUCUGAGAUGUGAAAGAUGGAGGGAGUUGUAGUAGGGAUUUUUAACACAAGUGUCUUUAUAUAGGGACUACUCUGUGUUCUGUUGACACACUGGUGAAUGGGGUACUGCUGCUUAGGGGGCAAAGUGGGUACACUUCAGAGUGCGGCCUCUGGAUGCCACUAACGUAAGGUUUACCAUCUCUACUUUGACUGCCCUUUCUUUACCCACAUCUGUUUCUUUUUAAACAAAUCUUGGCUCUGUGAUGUGGCUUUUUGCAGCUACACUUAGAAAGUUCUGGAAAAAGUUCUGGAAAUCAUUUCUCAUGUGCCAGACAGCUAUAACACUGAUGGCAGCUUUUGCUGUGAGCUUGGCUAUUUCACUCUCGAUGUGAGACCAUUCCCAAGGGGGUUUGCUGGGAACUAAAAUGAACAUAUUAUCGUGGUCUAUGGGGAAUUCCUUUCUGCCUACCACCUACUGUCAAUUAUGGUAAGAGAUUUGGUUUCAAAGACCAUUGGACUUUGAAAUUUCAACAAGUUCAUAGGAAAAGAAGCUUCAGGCAAGCAACCUGUUAUUCCAGGAUGGUUUUAGCAGAACAUUCGUGAAGGAUUUGUCCUCACUGGUUCCUGUGGGCCCUGCGCUACAUCAUGCUGAAUUACUGUCUUUGAGGAACUAAUGUACAGCCUAAGGAA
Molecule: messenger RNA, 1852 nt
Organism: Psammomys obesus (fat sand rat)
Lineage: Eukaryota; Metazoa; Chordata; Mammalia; Rodentia; Muridae
Gene: Cdca5
Product: cell division cycle associated 5
Exons: 6
Coding region: 64-807 (247 amino acids)
Source: RefSeq, a predicted model, not a curated record